Petromyzon marinus (sea lamprey) is the source of this 4536-nucleotide messenger RNA. RefSeq names its product sodium- and chloride-dependent creatine transporter 1-like. Gene Ontology annotation, cellular component: plasma membrane. Gene Ontology annotation, biological process: sodium ion transmembrane transport; amino acid transport; nitrogen compound transport. The record is from RefSeq and is a predicted model, not a curated record. Gene Ontology annotation, molecular function: gamma-aminobutyric acid:sodium:chloride symporter activity. NCBI's taxonomy places the organism in Eukaryota, Metazoa, Chordata, Hyperoartia, Petromyzontiformes, Petromyzontidae.
UUGUGUGUGGCUGUGUGGGUGCCUCUGUGCGUGCCCGUACGGGUAUGAGAUUGCGGGGUGAGAGUUACAACAGCCGUGCCCUGCUGCUGCUGCCUGCAAGGUCCUGCAAGGUCAUGCCCGUCUGCUGCCCGGUCAUGCCUCUCGCGUGCGAAACCGCGGACAUCGCGGUCCACGGCGCCGCGGAGCGGCCGUCUGUGGCCUACAGCACGGCCGGCGGAGGCCGCAAGGGGCCGGGGGCGGCAGGAGGCCCAGGGAGGCCAUCGGAGGUGGCGCCCGGGCAGGCGAGGCCCGGCAGGGAGAGCUGGGCGAGAAAAAUGGACUUCCUGAUGUCAGGCGUGGCCUACGGCGUGGGCCUGGGUAACGUAUGGCGGUUCCCCUACCUCUGCUACAAGAACGGUGGAGGGGCGUUCCUCGUGCCGUACGGGCUCACGGUGGUGUGCGUGGGCAUCCCUCUCUUCUUCCUCGAGGUGGCCCUGGGGCAGCUCACGCAGCAGGGCACCAUCGGCGUGUGGAAGAUCGUGCCGCUCUUCACCGGCGUCGGUGUGGCGUCGAUGGUGGUCGUCUUCCUCAGCGACCUCUACUACAUCGUGGUCCUGGCCUGGUCCCUCUACUACCUCCUGCACAGCCUGACCACGGCCCAGCUGCCCUGGACCCACUGCCAGGGUUGGUGGGCCACGGCUGCCUGCUCCGACACGUACGCGUCGUGCCCGUCCAACGCGAGCGGCCUCCGCAACGUCUCGCUGUCCCGAGGCCUGGGCACCUCGCGUGCGGCCAGCAACGCCAGCGAGGGGGCUUCGGCGUGCCAGGACACGACCUCGCCCGCCGUGGAAUUCUGGGAGCGGAACGUGCUGCGCGUGUCGUCAGGCAUGCACGACCUGGGCUCCGUGAACUGGGAGAUGCUGCUGUGCCUCUUGGCCGUCUGGCUCCUGGUCUACUUCUCCGUGUGGAAGGGGAUCAAGUUCUCCGGCAAGGUGGUGUACGUGACGGGCUCCGUGCCGUACGUGCUGCUGCUGGUGCUGCUCGUGCAAGGAGUCAUGCUGCCCGGCGCUCUCGACGGCAUCACCUACUAUCUCCAACCCGAUUGGGCCAAGCUCGCCACGCCACAGGUGUGGGUGGAGGCGAGCACGCAGGUGUUCUACUGCUAUGGCGUGGGCUUCGGGGUUCUGCCCGCGCUGGGCAGCUACAACAAGUUCCACAACAACUGCUACCGGGACAGCAUUAUUCUGACGAUCAUCAACAGCGCCACGAGCUUCUUCUCCGGCUUUGUCGUAUUCUCCUUCCUGGGCUUCAUGGCGCAGGAGCAGGGCGUGGACAUCAGCCAUGUCGCCGAGACCGGCCCCGGGCUGGUGUUUGUGGUUUACCCACGUGCUAUCUCCCUGCUGCCGGUGCCUGCUCUCUGGGCCACCCUGCUCUUCAUCAUGCUCCUGCUGCUUGGCGUGGACAGCGAGUUUGCGGGGAUGGAGGGGUUUGUGACGGGGCUCACGGACUUGUUCCCAUCCCAGCUGAGUGGCAAGAGGCGCCGCGAGGCCUUCACGGGUCUGUGCUGCCUCGUCAGCUUCCUCCUCUCCGUCACCAUGGUGACUCAGGGUGGCAUUUAUGUGUUCCAGCUGUUUGACAGCUAUGCAGCCAGUGGCAUCUCUAUGCUGUGGCUCAUGGGCUGGGAGUGCAUCGCUGUGGCCUGGGUUUACGGAGCCAAUCGGUUCAUGCAGGACCUGACGGCGAUGCUCGGGUUCCGUCCGCACGCAUGGGUGUGGUGGUGCUGGAGCGUGGUCAGCCCUGCCGUGUGCUUGGGGAUCUUCGUGUUCCAUCUGGUGCACUACGAGCGGCUCGUGUACAACGGCCGCUACGAGUACCCCGGCUGGGCCGAGGCCCUGGGUUGGCUGCUCGCGCUCUCCUCCAUGCUGUGCAUCCCGGCCGUGGCACUCUACAAGCUCGCCGCCGCCAAGGGCAGCCUCGCACAGCGCUGGCGUCACCUGACGUCGCCCGUCUCACUCGAGCUACCGCUUCACUUCCAUCAGCCGCUCCCGUCGGAGCUCCCUCUGCUGCCCGCGGCUAAAUAAGGCCCUGAGCUCCACGCUUGGGUCGCACUCUGCUUUAGGCUGUUCACGGUGAGCAGCCACCAGCAUGAGCAAUGUCACCGACAGGCCGCCUCGCUGCGUUAACCUGAACCCAUUAUUAUCACUAUUGUUACGCUCGUUUACCCAGAACGUUUCACCGAGUCCCGUGAAUAAUUUUCAGGAGGGCUCCGCUAAGUUUUCGCAGGCGAUGAUUGCUCUGUGUAUAUUCAGUGGACCAUGAUGCUGGAACACGAUGGCCUGCUCUUGCGAAUUACAUCACGGGGCCUUUAACAUCCGCUGUCAGUGAAGCAGGUGGCGCGUGGUAGUAUAAUCACAGUUAUUACACCGCAGCAAUAACCAGGGCGACCAAUGGAUUUGAACCGCGAACCUCUGUGGCGAGCGGGGAGUGCGCUGACUCCGGGCCACGUACCGAGCAGCCGCCCCACACGUUUUGGCACCUCUUGAUGCCAGCAGCGUGCAUUGGUGCCACGUCCUUUUAGCUGCGUCUCUCCAUGUCGCUCGGUAUUUUUGCUGCAUUUCCCGUGCCUCUGAUUGCACGCAUGUCUCUCUUCUCCAAAUUGCACAUUGUUAUCGCGGUCACGAAUUAAACUAUUUUGAUGUUUGUACAAAAAAGAGCUCAACUGAUGAUUCACUCUGAAAACACACGAAGCAAUUAUUGUAGCAGAAACACGACCACGUUGCUGAAAUGUUUCAACCCUGUUGGUCUUUACUAUGCAAAACUGGUGAAAGUUAGCUUCACGCUUUCUGCAGAAGCGGCGCAGUUAGAGCGACAUGGCAGUUAAAGUGGUGCGCACUAUUAGAGCGGCACGGUGGAAACCUCGAAGGGCAGUGGAGCGACUGUGAUGCCAUUCUGGGGGGCCAGGUUGAGGCUGUCAGGCCCACGCGGGGCCACGAAUGAAAACUUCUGGAGCAGAGCAACGAGGAAGAGAAAGAGCUCGGCCUUGGCGAGCUGCUCCCCCAGACACACGCGGCGGCCUGGGCAUGCGACAGGUGCACACACAAAGACACCAAACACCACCACCACCAUCGGCGUAACGCCCCACUCGCAGGCCGGUGCCGACUCGCCUACUACUGCUCAGGGAUAGCUGCCACUGGGCGUGCCCUCGGAAUGUUUGCGGAAAGAUGUGAAACGUUCUGAGAUGCAAGCGCCGCUAUGAAUGUUAGAAGAUAACGACGAGUGUCGUCUCGGUCCGUCGCCCCUCUACAUUGGCGAACACUGGGCGAGACCGAGAUAGUAAGGGGUCAGGUUUCACUCGGCUCGGGCCUUGCUGGAGGACACGAGCUCCACUCGGCACUCGUGUGAGAUAGGGGGGCGCUGUCGUGUUUUACGCGGUCCCUCCCCGUAUAAUCCCGGGACAAGAAACCACGAAUGCGUCCCACGGCUGGGCUGACGUGUCAGAAACGUGGGACACUGAGGAAGGAAAAUGGAAUGGAAAAGUGCGCAACGUAGCAAGGAGGGUGCUUUGCUUUGAAUUACAUACAGACGGGAACUGGAACCUGUGGAUUGGAGAACACGCGCACAUUAGAGGGAUCGCAUUGUCUAUUCGACAAGCGUUAGUGGGCUAGGGCAGGAUGCAUCGCUAGGAGGAUGGACGAUGGUCAACAGUAAUAACAGAGUGGCAACCAAGUAAUGGAAUCCCUCGAUAGGAAUGGUGCAGACAUUUUUUGUAAGGGGGAGCAACGGUUAUGCAAUGGUUCGUGCACUGCUGUGAACCUGGCAAACUGAGUUAAAAUCCCAGCCACAGCUAUGACGUCAGCAAUGAGUGAUGUCUGAACCGGUCCUCUCCUCCCAACUCCAGCCCGCACUGACCAGUGUGGUGAAGUAUGGUCAAACAACCCCCGUGUUCAGCAUCCAGCAGUGGAUUGACAAAGGGGCUGUAAAGUGGCGAUCAUUGUCGUAAUCGUUAUCCAAUCACUCGUCACAACGUACCUGCUGAGAAUGGCAGGAAUGCGUCUCGCUUGCGGAACUUCCCGUCUCGGUCGAGGAAGUGCGAGGGGUUAAACUCCUCCGGGGUCUCCCACUGUGAGGGAUCCUUGAGCACCGAGUCCAGCACGGCAAACACAAUGGUGCCCUGUGGCAUGGAGACGACAGUACGCAGACGGCAAGGAGACGGCACGGAGACGGCAUGGACCCGGCAGGGAGACGGUAGGGAGACAGCACAACUGUUUCAUCUGUACGGAACAGUGUUGCCCCCUCCGAAAAUGUAGGGUUUUUUCCCGGAAAUUCUGGUUUCUUCCCACAUGUAAACACUCAUUAAUUGUGAUAACACCUUAAAAUAUAGAGGACUGCAGAGCUUGGAGAAAUUUUCCACAGGCUUAGGACAUAGCUGCCGCAGCCUUCCCACUCUCCUGUGGUUCCUCCUCAGCCCUCUACGAGAGCGAACACCGAGCGGCGGUGCAAGGUGACGUAAUUAUUGUUACGAUCGCUGGCGCCGUGGAUCCCUCAACAGAGCGGGCA